AGUCCCCCCCUGACGGUAUAAGAAAAAUAUCUGUUAACGGGGGAGGGUUUCAUUAUCAUCAAAUCAAGAUGGCAACACCAACCUCGCAACUUUUGCCGUUAGAAUUAAUUGACAAAUGCGUGGGAUCAAAGAUUCACAUUAUUAUGAAGAGUGACAAAGAAAUUGUUGGAACUUUGCUGGGUUUUGAUGAUUUUGUUAAUAUGGUAUUGGAGGAUGUGACUGAAUUUGAAAAUACUGCUGAAGGUCGAAGAGUAACGAAACUUGAUCAGAUUUUAUUGAAUGGCAACAACAUUACCAUGCUGAUACCUGGUGGAGAGGGACCUGAUGUUGCAUAAAACUGUUAUUCUUUCAACACCCAAAAUAUGGAUACUGAAGGACAUACUUUAUUUAUAUAAACUAACUUUAUGUAAUUUUGAAGAUUACAAUAUUAUUUCCAGCAUUACACCCUUUCUUUUUUCCUAUUUUGUUUUUAUUUUUGAAGUAGGGAAUAAUAAGUUUCACUAUUUUGGAUGGUUUUAUAGAAUUUUAUUACUUCUAUAUCAACUACAUGUCAAGAGUGGCCGUGCAUAGAUUUGACCUAUGGAAUUAACUAAGCCAUGCUGAUAGUAUAUAAUGAAUUUUUAUUCAAUAAUCGAAAGAACAAUUUCAAUUCAACAACUAUUCAUUGCUGAACAUAUAAAUAAAAGUUCAAAGUUAUCAUAACUCUAGCUUGUGGAUACUGUGGAUAUGAAUUAUAUAUAGUUCUGUAUGUAGAAUAAAAUAGUUUUUAGGAUAUCAUCUGAUGCAAAAUACUAAUUUGUUUAUGAUUCGA
Molecule: messenger RNA, 811 nt
Organism: Dendronephthya gigantea
Lineage: Eukaryota; Metazoa; Cnidaria; Anthozoa; Malacalcyonacea; Nephtheidae
Product: U6 snRNA-associated Sm-like protein LSm5
Exons: 6
Coding region: 69-335 (88 amino acids)
Biological process (GO): mRNA splicing, via spliceosome
Cellular component (GO): U6 snRNP; U4/U6 x U5 tri-snRNP complex; Lsm1-7-Pat1 complex
Molecular function (GO): RNA binding
Source: RefSeq, a predicted model, not a curated record